GGUAAUGUUUACCACAAGGAGAUUUCAUUGCAGCCGAAAAGGGGUUGUGGCAACAAGUUCCUUAGCUGGGCUGUGUCUUCUACAAAUGGACUUGGAAUUGCUCACUUCACUCUCAAUGGAAUUUUUUGCCACUUGCCUUGUGGCAUAUACACCACUAGCUAAGCAAGCUGUUCGAUUCACUUACAGAUCAUGAUUUUGGAAGGAACUGGCAGAAUGAGUAUCAAUUCCAGCAGCAAUCUACUCCACCAGCAGCCUUCUUGGACAGAUGGAUAUCCCACAUGUAAUGUGCCUGGCAGUUUCUAUGGAACUCAGUGGCAUGAGAUACACCCUCAAUACUGGACCAAGUACCAAGUGUGGGAGUGGCUACAGCAUUUCCUGGAUACCAACCAGCUGGAUGCCAACUGCAUACCUUUCCAGGACUUUGACAUCGAUGGCGAACAUCUAUGCAGCAUGACUUUGCACGAAUUCACCCAGGCAGCUGGGAGAGCCGGCCAACUUCUUUACAGCAACCUUCAGCACCUAAAAUGGAAUGGUCAGUGUGGCAGUGAAAUGUACCCAUCACAUAAUGUCGUUGUUAAAACAGAACAAACAGAGUUAUUGGACAGUAAAACUUUCUGUCGUGAACAGAUUUCCACGACUACUACCAGUCACCAGCCUCUUGAGUCUUCAGAUGAGAAAAAAACACAAGAUCAUCCCCCAAAGUCCCACACCAAGAAGCACAAUCCUCGAGGAACUCACCUCUGGGAAUUUAUCAGAGAUAUUCUCCUGAAUUCAGAGAAGAACCCAGGAUUAAUAAAGUGGGAAGACCGAUCUGAAGGUGUCUUCAGGUUCUUAAAAUCUGAGGCGGUGGCUCAGCUCUGGGGAAAGAAGAAAAACAAUAGCAGCAUGACUUAUGAGAAACUCAGCCGGGCCAUGAGAUACUAUUACAAAAGAGAAAUACUGGAGCGUGUGGAUGGCCGGAGAUUAGUCUAUAAAUUUGGAAAGAAUGCCGGUGGCUGGAGAGAAAAUGAGAAUUGAAGAUGUCAACAAAAACAGCAGCAAAAUCUUCUGGAUGUAAAUAUUUCAAAGACUGUUCCCUUCUAUUUAUGUACCAAAAUGGGGGAAAAAAAACUACUUCUAACAGGAAGAAGGAACACUAUCAUUGGUGUCAAAAUUAUUUUAGUCGAAGUAUGUCCUUUAUGGGGAAAAAAUGUACACAGUUUUCUGUGAUAUAUGGUAACUAUGAUUGUGAUUAAUUUUCCCAUUUUAUGAAGUUUUUUUUUAUAUAGUGUAGGAGUAAUGUGAUUUAUGACAAUGCUGUGAGUCAUGCAGAUAAAGGGGGGAAUCAUGGGGCAUUACGUAUUUUUAUGAGUAAAAUAAUUUAAAAUAAGGCAGCCUGUGAAAAAUAAUGAUUUCCAAUGUUGCUUAUCUUUGUAAGAGGACUCCCGGGUGAUUGUUCAGUUCAGAUCAUAUUAUUUCAACUGUGGAUACCUGUGGAGUAUGAAGUAACAUACGACAGCAUGCCUCAUGUAGCUAUCCCACAACAGCUGCACAUGCUGGAGCAUGUUAGUACACUUAGAAAGUGAACUUUGAGUGGAUAACAUAGUAAGCAUCUCUGAGCCAUGCGGUGGUUUUAAUAGAUUCCUAGGCCAGAAGGGACCUUUGUGAUCACCUAGUCUGACCUCCUGUAUAACACAGGCCAUAAAACUUCCCCAAAAUAAUUCUUAGAGCAGAUCUUUUAGAGAAAUACCCAAUCUUGAUUUAAAAAUUGUCAGUGAUGGAAAAUCCACCACAACCCUUGGUAAAUUAUUCUAGUGGUUAAUUACACUCACUGUUAAAAAUGUACACCUUAUUUCCAGUCUGAAUUUGUCUAGCUUCAAUUUCCAGACACUGGAUUCUGUUAUACUUUCCCUUUAUUAAAUGUUUGUUCCUUGUGGAGGUACUUAUAGAAGCAAAUGUUCCAUAAUCACCUGGGUUGUAAUUUUGUUGUCCAAUAACAAGUGUUCCAUCUCUCCUAUCAAUUUCUGAGUACCUUAACAUUCGGCUGGCCUCCCUUUGCUUCAGUUACUUCAGAUGCUGGGUUAUUCUUCAGUUAGUUUAUGACAGUAACAGUAGUGAACUGCAGGGAAAGCAUUGUGUGACUAUGAGCAUUUCUUUGGAGAACUUGUAAUAGCUCUUAUAUUGGUUAGGACUGGAUCCUGCAAGGUGCUAAAGUACUUCCUGCCUGGUGCUGAAUGCCCUCUAUCUUCAUUAACGCCAGCGAGCACGCAGCAUGUCCCAUGAUAAGGGCCCUAGAUUUUUUUCCUACUUUGAGGUGGACUGCUAGGCUGACAUAGCCUCAAGGAUCAAAAGCCAUAAAAAAAAGACACAUCUAACAGGCAAACUUAUUUAAAGGAAACAACUGUUCAAAUUGCAGAUGCGUCAAAGGUUACCGUAUCCAAGUAGAAAUAGAGAAAAAUGUUUUCCAGUGGUGGUUUAAAACAUUUGAGAGCAUAUGGGAGAAACUGGAGAGGGAUUAGACAAGCAUUGAGGGUGGGCUGGUGGGAACAGUGCAAGGCAGGAAAGCUAACUUGGUGGUGAAUGAGUGCAGGGAGGGAGUCCUAAUUUCUUCAAAUGAAGGCCCGCUGUUCCCUCUGGCAGGCAAAAGUUCACCUGAGAAGGAGCUUCCAGAACACUGCCAAGGAAUGCAAAGCACCAUUGCACUUACUCUAUGAUUUCACCCAGUACUUCCCAAACACUGCUAGCAAGGGAGCGUCUACUUUUUUGUAAUAUCUGUCACUUCUUCCUGUGAUUCUCAGUUGGAUGAAAAACUCUCUCUACACAUUGUAAUAAUCAGAAACUAGCUCAUACCAAUCAUAUUCAGACUGGGGAAGUUCAGGUCUGGGUCUUCUGGCCCUUCUCUCGUGGCAAUCAUGCCAUACAGGGAGUGAGCAUGCACUUCUAGCUCUCAUUUGCUCUUGGUUAAAAUCUCUUCCUUAACACAUCAAACAUUUCAGAAUGCAGGGAAGUAAAAAAUAUGGAGGCAGCCCUGUAUCAUGGCAUUGGGAACAGAAGGGAUGCUGAAGAUCAGGAUUUUGUAAAAGGGUGAGGUUAGGAUCCAAUCUGAGAUGAUGAUGGAGGAAGUAAGAAACUGAGAUAGAUUCUAAUUAACGUUUUUUUAGGGGUGGGGAUAUUGCAAAAAAAAAAAAAAAAAAAAAAAGUCAACGAUGAGAGUCAUACAAAGCGUGCAGAGGCUGGACAAAAAAACAUAACAAAACAAAAAACAGUGAGACAAGAAUGCUACCACAGCUGUGUUAAUGUAGAAGCAAGAGCUAUCGGGAAAAUAGCAGGAAAAUUAUUAAGGUUACAUCUGCCCGGGCAAUAUCUGUCUCCCUGGGCAUCCAUUGGGUCCAAAUCCAAACAUGCUUGAAACCCAACAGGGUUGAGCCUCAGGUACUAGUUCUGCAGGUUUCUAGUUUGAAGGGAAGAAGGCUGUAAAAGAAUAUAGAGUUGAAACCCAGAGUUAAGGGAGGAUCAAUAGAAAAGGCACUAAAAUGUGCUUACCAACACCCUACAGAAAACACAAGAGCCCAGUUUGUUACCUGUAUGCACAGGAUACAUCAAACCAUUACACCACCUCCUGCACAGUGCAUGCCAGAGCUGUCAAUAUCAAUUAUCUGUACAUGGCAAUUUUUACUUUUCAUUAGUUGGGUGGAGAGAAGUUCGUCUUAUUUACAAAAUUGGGUCAUAAAACUUCAAAGCAAUUUUUUUCUAAACAUAUUUUUUUUUUUCUAACUGGGCAUUUCUCCUAGCAUUGUUUGCUUUUGCUCAGUUCAUUCAUUUCCUCUUUGUUUUUUAGCUUGAUUGGUUGCAUUCUGUCCUCUUUAUCAUCAUAUGUGGUCUGAAUAGCUAUAGAUAUUAGGCUAUCAAAUCAGAAUGAUACCUUCAGUGUAUAAAACGCGUGUGCCAGAAACCUUCAAUGUUACUUUCUGCCAUCUCCUUCAUGCUUUUUGUCCUCCAUGUCUCCAAUGCAAUCUUUAGACAAGAGACACUUUGGGUGAAAACCUGACCACACUGAAGUCAAUGGUAUAAUUACUAUUGACUUUCGGGGGUGGGGGGGUCAGGAUUUCAUUCAUUUUGGAGGCAUAAAGAAGUGGUAGGUGAGGUGUUGGUAGCAAUAUAAUUAUUGUUCUCUGCCUCAGGUUAACAUAGAUCUCAUGGCAACCGAAUGUAAUAAUAUCCUGUAGUAAUGCUGCUUUGCACCAGACCUGAAGGGAAACAACAAUGAGAUUGCAAUAUACAUUUGUCACCCCUUCCAUGGCACUGAAUUUAUUAUUUAGCAGCAGCUAAACCUAUCUGGGGAGUCUUUAGGGUUCUAUAUAGCAAAACACAUGAACUAUUAAAAUAAAACAAAUAUUUUAAAAAGCUGACCUUUGCUUGGAGGUGUAUUGUAUAAAAUUUAGGGAGCGAUUUCUCCUGAGCUGCAAUCUAGUCCUCCAUUGGAAUAUUUACCAAUAGGUGAGAAUCAUGCAAGCAAAAUUUUCCACUGUUAAACUUGUCAUUUGAGAGUGGAAACUUGUCAUUUGACUUUGUAACUGCACAGAUUUAGAAAGGAAGCCAUCUGACACUUGCUGUUUUACAAAUGUCAGCCUUUGCCUAACACAGAUAAAGUGGAUUUCUUAAGACUGAUUCCUGCCAUGUACAAAUGCAGCCACGCAAAGGUGAACCAUUUUAAGCAGUCCUAACCAAAGCAAGAUAAUGAAGAUAUGAAUGUUUAUAUAAAUUGCUAUUUAAAGAAAAAGCAUUUCUGAGAUUGCUCUUUUUACUUUGUAUUGCAAAGAGCUGAGCAGUCACUUUUUAAAAAGAUGUAUAUUUUAGGUUAGCAGCAGCAGCAGAACUGCUAACACCAUAUGUAUAGAUUUUUAUUGUAUCAUAAUUUUUCAUAUGUACAAAACUCUAUAGGAAAAAGUAAUUAUACUAUAUUUAUAUAGUUGCAUGCCAAUCAGUAAUGUCAAAAGUGGUGUUAUCAACAACAAUCACUCUUAGGAUAUAUUUUCUGUAGAUAAGUAGAGCAAGUUUCUUAAAGAAACAUCCUGAGAGCUGUAUGUAUGUUGGUGAAAUAUAUAGACAUGACAAUGCUUAGUUAAAUUUUCAUCUCUCUCUUCAUCAAAUUGCAUAAUCUCAGCUUCCCUUUCAUUCCAUCUUCAGUGUUUAAAUAUGGAAAAAUAUAUGUUAUCAGGUAUUUUGGUGUUUCUAUUCAUAUUAUACGUAGCAUAGAAGUGCCACACAGUUCUAAACACUUUCUAUGUUAAAUGGAUGUUAUCAAAUAA
Messenger RNA from Chelonia mydas (Green sea turtle), 5288 nucleotides. It is a transcript of the gene EHF, whose product is annotated as ETS homologous factor. NCBI's taxonomy places the organism in Eukaryota, Metazoa, Chordata, Testudines, Cheloniidae. Gene Ontology annotation, molecular function: DNA-binding transcription factor activity, RNA polymerase II-specific; sequence-specific DNA binding. The coding region runs from base 190 to 1017 and encodes 275 amino acids. Gene Ontology annotation, cellular component: nucleus. The transcript is spliced from 7 exons. The record is from RefSeq and is a predicted model, not a curated record. Gene Ontology annotation, biological process: cell differentiation; regulation of transcription by RNA polymerase II.